UAUCUGGAUCGACUGAAGCGACGAGCCGGUUAGCCUGGCUCCUUAGCAAGGUCCGUAGUUGACACAGGCGAAGAGUGGACAGAGGAUAAGGAGAGGAACUUAAAAAGAAAAGAAAAGCAAAAUUUUGCAAAAGGGUAUAAUAAAAAUGGCGGUCGGAGACGGGCAGAUGCUGGGGGACGAGACGGUGGAUUCUCUGACGAUAAUAUCACCGAGUUCAAUACUUUUGAGUGGGCCGGGCAGCGGUGUAAUAUGCAACACGAUAUCGAAGCACAAUAACAAUGGACUUAUGCCGAACGGAAAACCGAUCGAAAUUGUUUCGAACGGUAAACCACAGGCUGGCGAUAAAAAUUCAAACGGCACAACCACCGUAGAAUUUUCUGACGAAGAUGUCAGCUGCGGAUGGGGAAGUCUCUUUACACCUAAGUGGAUGCAGUGCUUUGCUUCGAAACAGGCAUUCUUAGUCAUCUUUUGUAUCACCUGGGUCCUCCAGGGUAUGUACUACACCUAUUUCGUAUCUGUAAUAACAACGAUAGAGAAGUUGUUUCAAAUACAGUCCAAAACUACGGGUAUAAUAAUGUCGGCAACCGAGAUCGGGCAAAUCGGUUCGUCGCUUCUGUUGACUUACUACGGGGGUCAAGGUCACAGGCCUAAAUGGAUCGCGUGGGGGAUGAUUUUGUUCGCUGUAAGUUCCUUCUCCUGUUCCAUGCCGCACUUCAUAUUCGGUGAUAAGCUUAUGCGGCAAAAUGAAAUGCUCCACACGAACGGCCUCGUUCCACCAAACUUAUGCAAACUUGACGACCAAUGGGAUGCAAACACGACGAGGGAUACUACGUCGGUGAUGCGGAAUCUGUCUUCAACUUACUGCAAGGAAGACUUCUUAGAGGAACAGAGGAUACAGAGCAAAAUCACGAUGAUAGUUUUGGCUAUAUUUUUUGUCUCUUUACUCGGCGUCGGGAUGGGACAGACGGCCGUUUACACUCUUGGGAUUCCUUAUAUCGACGACAACGUUGCUAGCAGAGAGAGUCCUCUCUAUUUUGCAAUCACAAUCGGCGUGAGAAUACUCGGACCAGCUCUCGGUUUUAUACUUGGAUCGCUCUGCACAAUGUUGUACGCGGAUUUGUCCGUAACUCCGGAAAUUACGCCUUCAGAUCCGCGGUGGGUGGGUGCCUGGUGGCUGGGUUUGGUACUCGUUUCGGCGAUGCUACUGUUGGCCAGCGUUGCUAUGUUCGCAUUUCCUCGUCGCUUGCCGUCUAGCAAAGCACCGCUUCGGCGUGAUGAUGCGAACAAGCCGAGUCUCAAAGACUUUCCAAAAGCUGUCAAAAGGUUACUCAAGAAUGAUAUACUCAUGUUUCGAACUGCGAGCAGCGUCCUGCAUAUUUUACCUAUCGCUGGCCUCUACACUUUUCUACCAAAAUAUCUGGAGAGCCAAUUCCGACUUCCAGCUCAUCAUGCUAAUAUGAUUUCAGGAGUUGGAGGUAUCCUUGUCAUGGGCCUUGGUAUAGUGCUCAGCGGAGUAUUUAUUCUGAAAAUGAAACCCAAUGCCAGACUAGUCGCUGCCUGGAUCGCCUUCACAGCUAUCGUAUAUGCUGUUGGCAUGGGGAUUUUGAUGUUCAUCGGAUGUCCGAUGGAUGAUUUUGCAGGACUUGUGUUACAUCCCGAACAGAAAGUUGAAGAUAAAAACGUCUUCAGGAUGUCUAGUUUUGCACUGACCUGUGAAACAGAUUGCGAAUGUGAUUACAACAGAUUUAGCCCGAUCUGUGGAUCUGAUGGUAAAACUUACUACUCGGCAUGUCACGCGGGCUGUUCUAACUACGUUGUUGAAAACGAUAAAGUAGUUUCCUAUUCGGACUGUCAGUGCAUCGAUCAGAAUUCUACUCACCCCGAUCCACUGGACACUGCAACAAUUGGUUACUGUGAUUUAGACUGCAACAACUUCUGGGUCUACAUGAUUCUAUUCUCAGUCUUUGUUUUCAUUCAUUCUACCAGUGAAGUUGGCUCCAUGUUACUGAUACUCCGAUGUGUCGACCCUAGGGACAAGGCCAUGGCUUUGGGGUUGAUACAAUUCGCAAUUGGCCUUUUCGGUAACGUUCCUUGCCCCAUAGUUUACGGUGCUGUUGUAGACUCGGCUUGUCUUGUGUGGGAAGUUGCGUGCGGUGAACGUGGUGCCUGUUGGCUCUACGAUUCUAACAUAUUCCGAAUGUUUUAUCAUGGUACUACGGGCGGUAUUUUGCUGUGCGCAUUCAUUACUGACCUUGUCGUAUGGUACAAAGCAGGCAGUAUAAACUUUGCGGACGAGAACGAGGAAGGAACGGCAGAGGAAAUGGUGAAUUUGAAGAGGUCGGAUCGACAACGGGCACCCGAGAACGAUUACCUGUAAACGGUAAAAAAAAAACCGACAAGGAAGAAUUCCUUCGGCGAGGCGAUGGAAGACAAGGCAGAGAUUGCAUUUCUUGUUGCUUUUUUAAAUUACAUAUAUACAUACAUGAAUCAAAGACAAAGGUGCUUGUGAAAUGGUAUUGUACUCGUUGUACGAUCCAUUUUGUACGUGAGAACUUGUGUUUUUAAACGUUGGAACUGCGCUUCGGGUAGUCGAGCGAAUGACGGUCAACCGUUAUUAUCAUUUAAAUGAUAUAUUGGCGUCAAUCACGCCUAUAGACGGUUACUACAACGACAUUUUAACAACCUGUUAUACGAGUCUCAUUUGGUUUACUAAAA
Messenger RNA from Diprion similis, 2715 nucleotides. It is a transcript of the gene Oatp74D, whose product is annotated as solute carrier organic anion transporter family member 74D. NCBI's taxonomy places the organism in Eukaryota, Metazoa, Arthropoda, Insecta, Hymenoptera, Diprionidae. Gene Ontology annotation, cellular component: membrane. The record is from RefSeq and is a predicted model, not a curated record. The coding region runs from base 146 to 2377 and encodes 743 amino acids. Gene Ontology annotation, molecular function: protein binding. Gene Ontology annotation, biological process: transmembrane transport; sodium-independent organic anion transport. The transcript has 13 exons.